CGUUCCGUGUCACAAAUUGUACCGACCCCGAGAGCAAUCUCUUUGAGAAUUUCCCCUCGUCCGUGACAUCCAGAGAUGUCAUAACACACGCUCGCGUUAUUUUCCCCAAAAAUUAAUCAACGAAAGUGUCCGGGCGAUCGUAAUUACCCGAAGCCAACCAGUGGAAUGUGUAUACAGUUGUGGCAAAGUGAAUGUGUGCACACUGUAGCAACACUAUGCGUAGUAUAUAUCAAUUGUAACAUUCCGUAGAGCCGUAGAACGCUGUCCCGGAGUCGGGCGGUCUCAGGUCUCAGUCGGUGACUCGAUUGGCCUCGGACAACUCGGUGCUACUCCCACAGUGAAACUCGAAUUUUUCCAAAGACAUUAAUUUUCCCACGCCACUCCAAACUCCAAGUCCUCCACACGUCACUGUCUGAAAAAAAAUCGGUAAAGUCCAAAUAAAUUUCCCUCGAUAUUUGCACUACCCCGAAUUUACCAAAAAAAACCAACACGCAAAAGUCCAAAGGGAGAGUUGUGUCUCAUAAUCUCAUAUUCUGGUCCGGAGGAGAUCAAAUAUAGCGGAUGAUUAUCAUCUCUGGCACGAGAAAUCGCCUUCAAUACAUCGAAAGAAAAAAAAACAUGAGACGAGAGCAGUAGCGAUCACGAGUGGCUAGAAGUGAAGUGAUAGAUUAGUCUCAAAUAAUAGGUGAGGGGGGAAAAAAUGAAAGCCGUGGAACAACAACCCAAUUCCAUGGACUCGAGUGAUUCCGUGACGGCUGGUAGUGAAUACGCAUACCGUCCCCUUACAACGAAACACAGACGUGCCGGAAGUACUGGUACUACAGGCGAUGAGGAGUACACAACUGAUGAGGAUGAGCUCUAUCCAGACGAGGCUGACUGCACUGGUAUUGCUCAUCACCAACCAAAUCCUAUUUUGAAGUCUGAUCUUGCGCGAGCUGCCACGGAUUUAUUCGGUUACUCCAGUAAAGGGGAGGAUAAUGAGGAGCCCACUAGCUUAUUUGAUGAAGAUGACAGCAACACUCGGCCUCACAGUUCCCAGAACGGUUCCUCCGCUCAUUUCAUGUACAACGAGAAAGAAUUCUGCCACAAGAGCGCUUACAAUCCCACGGGAGACGAAAAAUCUGAGACUCAUCACCUGGAGGACGUGAAGAACGAGGGAAAAGUUCUGGAGUUCCAGAUGAAUCGACCGGUAUCUCUAACUCUAGCCCCUGAGGCCUCAAACAAAUCGUCUCUCACCCCAGCGGAACGCAAUUGGGAGAAAACCGUUGCCGAAGUGAAAGAGCACGCCAUAACAAAACUUCAGGAUGAGCUUAAGAAAGCUCAUGAGGAGCUCAAGCUCAAGGACGAAGAGGUCACGAGACUCCUGCGAUUCCGUCAGGACGUGGAGACAGAACUCGAGGAAUUGACAGCGAGUCUCUUCCAGGAGGCCCAUAAUAUGGUGAGAGAAGCGAAUACACGUCAGGCAACAGCUGAAAAACUCCUGGAGGAGAGUCGUAUGAAGGUGGAGGUGCUGGCAGCUGAGGUGGUGGCACUCAAGACUCUAGUUCUGACCUCGACCCCAGCCCAACCCAAUCCUCACCUUCAUCCGCAGAUUGACAGAUCCGCUGUCAGAUGUAAAUCCACGAGUUCUGCGGAUGAGACUGGGGGCGGAGGAAUUUUUACCAAGAAACACCGGAGGUCACCCUCACACAUGAAUCUCAAGUACGGCAGGGAAAACUCCCCUCCGGAGUCACCGGUCAAGGAAAAGGGAGGAUUCGGAAAUUCUGAGGGUCAGUCCAUCGAAAACUCCGGGGGAAGGGACUUGGACUCGAAGGACAGUGUCGAUGACAAAGGAAUCGAGUGCGAGAGGAUCGGCAAGGACCUGGGGGACUUGGGAAUGGAGAUCGAUCCUCGGCUGCAGGAGGAGUUCCUCGCCUGGAAGGCCAAACCCUGUCUCAGCCAGAGUGACGCGUUCGUUGGGAGGGUUUUCAGGGAGGAUAUCGACUUGUGUCUCGAUUUUCCAAAUGCAGGACUCGGGGUCAGGGUGAGGGAUGCUGUACUCGGGGGAGUGAUUUUUAUCGAGGCCGUUGGGGAGAAGGGAAAACUCGGUCCUCAGGAUUGCGCCCUCCUCGGGGUUAUGAGACUCUGCCAGCACAGGAUGCGACUCGGUGAUCACGAGAACCAGUGGCACACCAUUUCACAGGUCUGCAGGAAUCGGAUAACCGCAGUUUGUGAUUUUCUCAAUUAUCUGCGCUACGUCGAGCGAGGUCUCGUCAAAAGUUCAGCGCAAGACGUCUAUUGGGAAAUAGCGCGAUUACGAAAGGAGAUGGUGCUUGCCCGACUGGGCCUCCCAUUGUCUUCAUAACUUCCAUAUUUUCUAGUCUCUGAAUCAACAAUUAUGAUGGGUCGACGACUCCCAUCGCUCGAAUAAUAUUUUGAAUAAUGAAACAAGCAUGAGGAAAUCCCGUAGAAAGCGCUAGAUUUUUCUACUGAAUUCUCUCAUACGUGCAAUUUUAAUGUAGUACCCAUCAAGAUCUGAUACGUUCAUGUAUAAAAAUAACAUUAACUAAUUUUAGGCUGUGAAUAAAUGAAGAAUGACAAAUUUGAGAUUAUGAAUGUAAACUAUAUACAUAGUGAUUAAAUGACGCGUUAUUGUAGAGUAUCUCAUAUUAUUUUAUUGAAAAUUGUCAUUUAUCAUUGUUUCAAUUGAAAAUCUUUAUCAAGGCGAGAACAGAAUUUUUCUCAAUAAUCACAAAUGCACCUGUUCAAUCACUUUGUCAAUUAAUUCAGCCUGUAAACACUUUAAUUCUCAACUAUUCUAUUGUCUUCCAUACUCGAUAAUAAACAAACAGCUCAGUAGUUCCUCCACACAGUCAUGACCACUUCCACGAAUUCCUCCGAUGAUCGAGUCAUUCUAUUAAAUAUUCAACAUUAAACCGCAUAUUUCCCAAAUUUUCGCCUGUACCUUUUCUGUAUUUAAUUCAAUUGCCCAUUACACAACACGAAUAAAAAAAUUUAUUGACGUUUUUAUUAUCGAAAAUUCAAUGGAAUUCAUGAUUUCCCAGACAUACGAAUCGACAUCGAAAUAAGUAAUUAUUCUUUAUUUAUGAUUAAACGAUGAUAAUCAAGUUGUAAGUGCAAUGUACCAUGAACAAUCCCCAAAACAAAGAAUCAGCGAUUAUUUUUGUAUUCUCAAAUGUACAGUGAAAAAUAAAUAUCUAAGAUCAUUCAA
This is a messenger RNA of Fopius arisanus, 3211 nucleotides long. RefSeq names its product guanine nucleotide exchange factor for Rab-3A. Gene Ontology annotation, biological process: exocytosis. Gene Ontology annotation, cellular component: Golgi to plasma membrane transport vesicle. The record is from RefSeq and is a predicted model, not a curated record. Gene Ontology annotation, molecular function: guanyl-nucleotide exchange factor activity. The coding region runs from base 701 to 2344 and encodes 547 amino acids. Lineage: Eukaryota; Metazoa; Arthropoda; Insecta; Hymenoptera; Braconidae. The transcript has 5 exons.